GGGAGGACAAUGGGAAGAAGCAGAACGUAGCGAUGCCGGAUCCUGUUCCCGGUCCAAAGGCGCAGCUGUGCCUGUUGAUGGGUUUGCUUUCGGGGCGCUGAGGGAGGACCUCGAGGACUGGCGCUUGCAGGAACAGUUAAACGAAGCGUUUAAUUACGAAGUGAGAAAGAUGAAAUUGGCACAUAAGAGAAGUGAACACCCCACGUCCUUACUGGGAAGCAAGUCUCCAGUGUAUAUCUUAACCUUCGCUUUGACCAGGCAGCUUGGCUCAAUCAUGUCUGGAGUCUCUUUCGUGCGUUCCAGGACAUCUCUGGACCCAGACUCAGAAGGCUCUGAAGCAACUUACAGGCAAAGGCUGGCAUCUCGGCAAAUAGGAGAUGUGUUUACAGCUCCCUCAACCAGGUCUGGACCAGAGACAGCAAAGUCAGAUUCAGCUCAAGAAGGAAAUUUGUUGUUUGACAAAAACCCAUUUAAAAUCCCAUCAGACAUUGAUAUCUUCUUAUUACGAGACAAGCAGAGAGAAAAGGCAAAACUUGAGCGAGAGCAAAAGAAGUCCCUGAAGGUCCAUGAGAAGAUGACUUCUGCCACUCUGCAGAGUGCCAAACAGUCUGGGUUCAAGAAGGCCAUCCAGAUGGAAGAAGAAGCUGAGGACAAAGAGUUGGCAGCAGAAGCCGAACGACUGAAAGCUCUCCGAGAAAGCAUUUCGUGGAAGAUAGCUGUCACAAAAGAUCAGGUUGUAGAAAGAGAGACCAUUCAUGAUUACAUCAAUCAGAAACGGCAAAUGUUCUUGCUGCAGUAUGCUGUAGCUGUAAAAAAAGAUGAAAUUCAGAAACUGGAGAAUUUGGCCAUUCAAGAAGAGGCAAAGCUGGAGAAAGCUGAGGAAGACCUAGAGAAAGAUGCUGCCAUGUUUGAUGAGUUCUUGAAGGAGAAUGACCGAAACUCUGCUCAAGCUCUGAAAAUUGCUGAAAAAGAAACAAAGGCCAAGUUGGAGAAAAUAGUUGAGAUCCGAGAAUUGACAGCCCAAAUGAUGAACAUACAAAGUGAGAUAGCCAGGUUUGAGGACACUUUGCAGGAAUAUGUGGUAUUCAAGGAUUUCCUCUACCAGCUGUCCCCCAAAGAGUGGCGAGAGGAUUAUGAAAGGAGACGGCUGAAGGGAAAGGUGGCGAAAAUCAUUCCUGAUCCUUCAGAAGACAGAUCUACAGUGGCAUCAUCAAAAGGUCGAGAUCUCAAAGAGAAGGGCAGACCACGAGCGAUGAGUGUAGCAAAACGUUCCAGUUUUGACCUGUCGGGAGUAGACGUUAAUUCCUUGAGGAGCCCUAGUCUAACUUUGGGCAGAAAGGACUCCAUCAAGACGAGUCAGAGGUCUUCUAGGUCAUUUGCCCGAUCCCAGCAAAACAGAAGACUGAGUGUUCCAGUUCAGGCAUCAGACGAAAAGAUUAGUCCAGAAUUAUCUGAUGAUGAAGAUGAUAUGGAGCCUGAAUUAUACUUUACAGACCCACAUCAACUGCUGAAUCUGUUCACUGAGCUGGAAGAGCAGAACCUGUCCCUUAUUCAGAAUUCUCAAGAGACUGAGGAAACCCUAGAUGAAAUUCGACACACUUUGGCUACUACGCGAAAUAAAAUGGAUCGUGAAAUAGAGCAGUUGAAGCUACUUACGGUCACUCUCCAAACCAACAUCAUUAAAGAGGAAGAGACAGCAGCAGACCUUGAACUCAAAGCACGAGUCUUUUCUUUUGGAGAAUACAAAGCAGAAGUUCAGGUACGUGUGUGUACAUCAAGUCAAGUCCCCCCGGCAAAAAUAGAACAAGCCGAGAAGGCCAAAGAGAAAGAACGACGGAUGAGGCUGAGAGAAGAAAAGAUAAGACAGCAGAGACAACUGCAGGAAGAGAGGUUGCAGCGGGCUCUGGCAAGAGCACAAGCUGAUAUUAAGAAAAAGAGUGGCAGAAGACUGGUUUUCCGCUCUGAACCCCCUGCCUUUAAAGAGAAGGAAGAUGAGGAUCAAGGGCUUAUUGACAAAGAAAAAGAAGAACUGCUCUACUACUUCACGUAGCAGCCCAAACCUGUAAGAAAUUAUGACGCAUGCGGAAAGUGACAAAACUGAAUAGGAAAAAAAAAGCAUUGCUAACCCAAAAUUCAAAUAAGAGCAUCUCUUAUUACCAACUUGAAUGGAUAUCAAGAAAACUGCCAAGAAUGCUGCCUAUUCAUGAG
Messenger RNA from Pogona vitticeps (central bearded dragon), 2208 nucleotides. The record is from RefSeq and is a predicted model, not a curated record. NCBI's taxonomy places the organism in Eukaryota, Metazoa, Chordata, Lepidosauria, Squamata, Agamidae.